UUUCCUGCGCGCACCCCCUCUCCCGAUCUCCUUUUCUCUGCAGCCAAACCGCCGGCCUCACGCCCCCCAAGUUGUUGCUGCGCUGCCGCCGUGCUCCUCCACGCCAUCCGAUCCAGUGGCCCAACCGGCAAGUCUAUUGGCCUUACUCUCUCUCCGUUCCACUCUCUACAUCUCUUCUCUGCCCCAAUCUCUCCCCCUCUGCACUUGUAAGCCGCGCCACCCACUACGCCGCCGGUAGGUCUUUUUUUCUCCCGCUCGGUUCUUCUCCAGAUCUCUCUAUCUCUCUCUCUGAUCCGUCUCAGCGCCUUUCUCAUCGUGAUUCCGUGCUGUCACCGCCGUAGCCGUCUUUUCCACACCGCUGCGGAGCCCUUGCACCAAAUCUUCGCCUUAAACCCGUACGCCACUCACACUCUGCUUUGAUCGUGACUCCGCGCCGCGCCGCGCCGCGCCGCUACACCGAGUCCUUGUUUGAAUUCAGUCCACUCCAUUUUCAUUCAUUUUAUUGGUGUCGUUAGAUGAUUGUUACCAUGCUGGGUUUUGUGCGAUUCAUUUUCUGGGACUCUUUUAUUUCUUUGAUCUUGUGCCCUUGUUACGCCAUUGUCAGUAAGCAGGAGCUAGAUCUGGUGUUGGAGGUUAAUUCAUAGUGUCUAGCGGCCCCCAGUUUUUUUUAUUUUUUUGGAGGGGGGGUUCUCAAAGGGGUUCGUGCUGACUUCUGAUUCACAGGUGUAGCUAUCUAGUUCAACAACAUAAUAGCUAAAAAAGGAUAAUAUAAAAUAAAUAUGAAGUGUGAGAGAGAGGACAAGAAAACAACAGGAAGUUGGAUGACAUUGUAAGAUCAUUAAGCUUGGAGAAAAUUUGGAUGCAAGUCACCACUUGGGUUUUGUGCUUCAUCGUAUUUUGGAAUCAAGAAGAUGAAUUUUGCAGCAUCUUUAUGCAGGAGAUUGAAUCUUAGGGAGCUGGUUACUAAUGCUCCCGUUUACAGCAGUGCUAGUGGGGUUUCUGUGGAUGGAUUGAGUUUGAUGUUUAGGCGCUGGGCUACCAAGAAGACCGCAGGAUCCUCAAAGAAUGGAAGGGACUCAAAACCUAAGAACCUCGGGGUGAAGAAAUUUGGUGGAGAGAGAGUAAUACCUGGAAAUAUCAUUGUACGACAGCGUGGCACCCGCUUCCAUCCAGGAAACUAUGUUGGAAUGGGGAGGGAUCAUACUCUUUACGCUUUGAAACAAGGCCUGGUGAAGUUUGAGCGAAAUAAGCUAACUGGAAGAAAAUGGGUACAUGUCGAGCCCAAGGAGGGUCACGUUCUUCAUCCUGUGUACAACACAGAAGCCGUGGCUCCAAGGCUACAGACAACGGCCUAAAUCUCAUUGUCCACAUCAUGUGCUGGAACUUGCAACUCUUUGACCCCAAAUAGUGUCAUUUGAAAUUUUGUAGGUCAUUUGAAAUAGUGUCCUUGCGUAUGCUUGAAUGAAUAAUGAAAGACUGCUUUAGAAUGUAAUGCGUAUGCUUAGUAAAUUUCAUGGUCUGGGAAGCUGUGUGGCUGAGUUUCAUGUUGUUUUUCCUCUGUUUGCCCCAUGUAAACUGCAUAUGCUGUAUGCAGUUUAUGUUUAGACUAGGUGUCUUCCGGUUAAAGCUUGUGAAGAUAAAUGUCUAUCGAAUUGCGUUCGGAGCUCUUUGCAUGUGCUUUGUACAGUGUAUAUAGAAAAGGGCAAAGAUAGUUAGUAGUCUUUGACAUGUUAUCCGAAGAUGUAGGAAGUGCUGAGAAUAGAAUUGGUUCUGUCUGUAAUUCUAAA
This is a messenger RNA of Juglans regia (Persian walnut), 1787 nucleotides long. RefSeq names its product 50S ribosomal protein L27-like. Gene Ontology annotation, biological process: translation. Lineage: Eukaryota; Viridiplantae; Streptophyta; Magnoliopsida; Fagales; Juglandaceae. The record is from RefSeq and is a predicted model, not a curated record. The coding region runs from base 912 to 1355 and encodes 147 amino acids. The transcript has 4 exons. Gene Ontology annotation, molecular function: structural constituent of ribosome. Gene Ontology annotation, cellular component: ribosome.